UAGUGGUCCGACAGGCAUGACGGUGAAGAGAAACUGGGUCACCGAUCGAGAAUCGUUUAUGUCACAGUUCUGUGGGUUGCUAUUACAUUUUUCCAGCGGCUCCCAAUGGAUAGACUAAUUUCGUUGGACCGAGUGGAUAAACAUUUUGCACCAGCUGUUUGAGGAUCAAAUCAUAACAGACAAGACCUAUCGCAUCCAACUGGAUGAAACUAGGUCAGACUGAAUCCAACUGCACUGAGACCAGAUCACAACAAACCGACCAGACUAAUCCAGAAACUCUCAGGUCCAUCCAGGAGACCUGUUCCAUUUCCCUAUCCAGUUGAGGGCGCGAGAGUGGAUGGAAGGAGAUGAUUUUAACACAGAGGCUGUGAUGAACAUCUGUGAUGACCUGAUGGCAGACCAAAGGAUGGACAUUUCGUCUACCAUGACUGACUUCAUGUCCCCGGGCUCCACCGACCUCAUCUCCAGCUCCAUCAGCACGCCUGGCAUGGACUACACCCGCAAGAGGAAGGGCAGCACCACCGACUACCAAAUUGAUGGCUUCUCAUUCGAUGAUAUGGACCCAGACAAAGACAAAAUGGGAGGUGACCACCAGGGCAGGAUUAAGAAUGCCAGGGAGGCCCACAGCCAAAUCGAGAAGCGUCGCAGGGACAAGAUGAACAGCUUCAUCGACGAGCUCGCCUCACUGGUGCCCACCUGUAACGCCAUGUCCCGCAAGCUUGACAAGCUGACGGUCCUGCGCAUGGCUGUCCAGCACAUGAAGACACUCAGAGGUGCAGCCAACCCCUACACAGAGGCCAACUACAAGCCUUCCUUCCUCUCAGAUGAUGAACUGAAGCACUUGAUACUAAGGGCUGCUGAUGGUUUCCUGUUUGUGGUCGGCUGUGACCGUGGAAAGAUCCUCUUUGUGUCUGAAUCGGUGUACAAGAUUCUCAAUUACAGCCAGAAUGACCUGAUAGGUCAGAGCCUGUUCGACUACCUUCACCCUAAGGACAUAGCCAAGGUCAAGGAGCAGCUGUCCUCUUCCGACACAGCGCCACGAGAGAGGCUCAUUGACGCUAAAACCGGUCUUCCAGUGAAGACGGACAUCACCCCGGGUCCUUCUAGACUCUGUUCUGGAGCAAGACGGUCGUUUUUCUGCAGGAUGAAAUGUAACAGGCCUUCUGUCAAAGUAGAGGACAAAGACUUUCCCUCCACUUGCUCUAAGAAAAAAGCAGACCGUAAGAGCUUCUGCACAAUCCACAGUACAGGCUACCUGAAGAGCUGGCCGCCUACCAAGAUGGGUCUGGACGAGGACAACGAGCCGGACAACGAGGGCUGCAACCUGAGCUGCCUGGUGGCCAUCGGCCGCCUGCAUCCCCACAUCGUCCCCCAACCCAGCCUGGCAGACAUCAGGGUGAAGCCCACAGAGUACGUCUCCCGGCACGCCAUCGACGGCAAAUUUGUCUUCGUGGACCAGAGAGCAACAGCCAUCCUAGCCUACCUGCCCCAGGAGCUGCUGGGAACCUCCUUCUAUGAGUAUUUCCACCAGGAUGACAUCGGCCACCUGGCAGAGUGCCACAGACAAGUGCUUCAGAUGCGAGAGAAGAUCAACACCAACUGUUACAAAUUCAAAAUAAAAGAUGGCUCCUUUAUCACGCUGAGGAGCCGCUGGUUCAGCUUUAUGAACCCCUGGACCAAGGAGGUGGAGUACAUCGUCUCCACCAACACAGUUGUGUCGUGUCCCAUGAUGGAAGUAUCAGAAUACCCUCAAUCUGCUGCCUCACCUCAGAGCAUGGACAGUGUUCUCACCUCAGAGGGUGGAGGGAGGCGGGCGCUGCAGACGGUGCCUGGCAUCCCUGGUGGCACAAGAGCAGGAGCAGGCAAGAUUGGACGCAUGAUUGCAGAGGAAGUGAUGGAAAUCCAAAGGAUUCGAGGCUCCUCUCCGUCAAGCUGUGGCUCUAGCCCUCUGAACAUCACCAGCACCCCUCCACCCGACACCUGCUCCCCAGGGGGCAAGAAGAUUCAGAAUGGAGGGACACCUGAUCUGCCCAGCACAGGGAUCAUUCCUGGACCUGAUUCUGUAGGCUACCCAUACUCCAACCAGUCCAUCAUGAGUGACAACUCCCACCUGAGCAUAGACAUCAUGGACGAGCCCGGUUCUAGCAGCCCUAGCAACGACGAAGCGGCCAUGGCGGUCAUCAUGUCCCUGCUGGAGGCGGACGCCGGCCUGGGAGGCCCCGUGGACUUCAGCGACCUGCCCUGGCCUUUGUGAGGAAGCUGUAAGGGAAAAAAGCAGAGAAAGACUGCCUCUGAGCACCAGAGCCACUGAAGGACAGAUUCCAGUCAGGUUGAAUUCUGGCUGCCAUUUUUCUUGCUUUUUGCACACGACUACACUGCAAAAAAUGUCUGUUUCAACAAAUGAUUUUUUAAAAUGAAAAUGUCUGUUGAUUGCACAGAUUUUUCCUAAAAGAGCAACACACAAAUGGAGAUGAUGUCAGUCUGAGUGGCUCCUGCUGAAGUUAGGAAUCCACUCAUACUUUUUGAUUCAUCAUUCCCUGCGAGUGGACAAGUGUGAUAUUUUUUGCAGUGAAAGUUGCAUGCAGACGAGAUGUUCCCUUACAUCGCCACAGUGACUGACCAUUACACUUAACAACAGUGGGGCAGAUUACAGGACUGUGCUGCUAAUGUGCCUGCUGAUGGAUCGAGCUCUGUCGAACAGUGGCUCUGGGUCAGCAGCCAGCCCACUCACCAACACAGGACUCCAAAGACAUUCACAGACACUCAUCCAAGGUUGAUGGGGAGAGGAGGAGUGUUUGGUGGGGAGCAGUCGAUGUCUGCCUCAUGCUGCGACCAACUCAACAUCUGGAUAAUGUUCAAGUCUCGUGGUGAGAUGUCGUGUGUGGUGCGCACCCCCUACCCAGCUGAUAUUCAACAUGGGUAAUGAACACACAGCAGUUUUUCUCUGUGGACUCGCGUGUAAGAUUCUAAAAAAGGUUUAUUUCCCAGCCACAAAUUAUCACUAACAUGUAUUUCAGUUCAUUUAAAUAAUGACUAAAUAUUAUGUGUUGAAGCCACCUUGCUGCUGUUUCCUCAACUUACAUAAGCGGUAACACACUUUUCUCCAACUUCCUCUUAAGCUCAUCCUCAGAAAAUAUUUUCCCAGAAGGAUUGAGGAUUCUGUACUUUUACUGAGUUUAAUACAGUUUUACACUUUUUUUUUGUUGCCUAAAAUGACCUGAAGUACAUUCUGUAAGUUAUGAUACCCAUAAUUAUCUCAGUGUUGCAGCCAGUGACUCAGAUCACCUGUUGAGUAGAGGUCUUCACAAGUCCAAAGUUCUGCCCUGCUUGUAAGGGAUUCAUCAGUGUUCCACUUCUGCUGAGUAUACGGACGCUACAGGAAAUGGAUAUAAAUUGUGUGCAGAUCACUCACUUGUGUAUCGUCUUAGAUGGCCAUCAUUUACAGUUUAAAAAAAAAAAAUCCAAUAUGGUCACCAAAUAUACCUGGACAGUCCUCCCAGGUAGAGUGUAUGUGUAGGAAUCACCAACAUCUUGCAAGGUGGGGAAAGGAGGAUGUUCCUAAGGACCCUCCCCAAGUGCAUGCUGGGAUAGGCUUCAGCCCCUUGAGGGAGAAGUGGAAAGGAUGAUAGACGGUCCUCAGUCCAGUUAAUUGCCUCAACAACAAAAGCAAGAUUUUGACCAUAAUGACAUGUGAUCAAAGCUGAAAGCGAGUCUCCUCAGAUCCACUUAGUGCAGCACAUCAGACCCCAAAUCCAACACAGUCCCCUCUACCUUUUUGAAGACCUCUACCUCGUUGUUCUUGAGUCGGCAGUCACAACAUUUUUGCUGCAAGUCCUGAAAGUAAAGUUACCGAGCUCUCAGCAGAGGUAAAAUAAAGAGACAGAGUGAAGGACUUCUCUGAGGACCUUUACUACGGGGAGUCAGAGCUGAAUGGAGAACAGGAGGCUAAUUGAAUGUGGUGGGAGCUCCAGCUCAGUGUGCAGGUGUGUGCCUGAUGUCUCUCUGCUGACAUAUUUCAAUCUCUACAGAACUAUUCAACUGCAAACAAAGACAAAUCAAGUUCCUCACUGCCAAUAAAUGGAGGUCUGCUCCUCACAAAGGGCCUUCUACAGGUUAACACAGCUGGCAGGUACAUUAGCUUCAGCCUGCUGAAACAUCAACCUGAUGGUGUUGGUCACAGGGUCUCCACCUCCUCAUCUUCUCCUGACGGUAAACUCCAUAGAAAGCACUUAGACUGUUGGUCCAUGAACUAUAUCUAAUCUAAAGGAGGGCUGACUCUUUUAGAUUAGACUGCCCUUUGAAAGCAUUUUUAUUUUUUUGGUUUGCCUUUUGAUCUAUAUAUUUAAAAAUGGACCUAACAUUUGAGAACCUGGGCUUGGAAACAGCCACCUUCUAACUUGUUUUUUCUGAGUUUGUGAGAAGUUCAAGAGAAGAAAAUGCCUCUGAUGUAAACUCUAUUACAAAACAGACAGAUUUACUGUAGCGGUACUUUUGAAAAACCCAUUUACUCUUGACUUUCAAACUCAACAUUAGCACUUGUUAAAACUGACAUACCAUGGCUGCACCGAACUGUCAAAGCAAACUACCUUGUUACACCUGAGGGCUUUAAUGUAGGGGCCGAGUAUAGAAACAGGUCACUUCAGUGAUCCAGCAGACUAGGCCUUUGUAACACAGAUAGAGCCGAUUGACAUUCUCUUAUCACGUCCUGUGACAGUUAAGAGGGUCACAAGGGACGGCCAGAAGGAUCUGAGUGGAGUACUUCAUCUCAGUGUCCGUUUCUUCCUCAACACAACCUCUUCACCUCGCCAGCUCUCUGCAGUCUCACACACCUUUAGUUGUCAGGAAGUGAUAAGAAGUUUGCCUGUAGGGAAGGAAAAUGCACAGACCACCAUCAAUCAAAAAAUGCAUCUCUGGAAUUCAUUUGUUUGGAGAGAAAAAAAUCAAUUGAUGCAAAAAAAAACAUGUCACAAAGAAAAUGAUAUCAUACAUGACUGUUAUAUCACUCAAUAUAUAGCAAACUGUUUUAUAUAUCAUCUAAAAUACACAGAAAGAGAAAGAACAAAUGUGGACGAGCUUUUCAUUCCUUAAAAAAAGAGCAUAGCAUUUGGCAUCUCUAAAAAGAUUUCCUGUAAAAGUUCAAAUAUCCAGAAAGAUGUUGAACAAGGCUCAUAGAUGUUCUGAAUGUUCUCCUGCUGUCUGUAAAGACUGAAUGAGCCGUCUUGAUUUAAAAUAUGAAGAAAGAAAAAAACAUUGUAAAUGAUAGCCGGAUUUGGAAAGACAAAGAAAAAUGUCUGAACUCAUGAAACAGUAAUAAUGGAAAAUCUCUUUCUACUUGUUCUUGAUUCUUUCCUACAUUUGAGAUUUUAGAUCGUUUUUUCUUUUUUUUUCUUUGCCCUUCUCACGUACUUGAGGUUGAUUUGUUUCUUUAUGGACAUGUCAUGACAGAUCAGUCCUGACCAGCGUCUGUCUGAUUUGAAACUGUGUGUGAUGUAGAUUUCUUUUCAACCCAUGAAAUCCCAAUAUUCUUAAAACUUUGUCAAAUUAAUGUAAACACUGGACCUGUUUAGUUCACCAGAAAUCAGGUAUCAGUGUGCACUACCUUAAACUUUAAAACUUAAAUUCUUUUAAAUGGACAAACAAUUGUUGAUAAUUAAACUUCUCCUUCUGGAGAAGUUCAAAUUGAGCAAUAACAGGCCAUCUUAUGCUAAAAGCUAACAAGUUUGUUUUAACAGAAAGCCUGGGAAAUGUCAUUCCUCGUGCUUUCAUUUGGUUUUAGAGUCCCUUACACAUUCAAAGCAUUGCUGAGUUUUUUUCAGUGACUUUCUGAGUUCUUACAAAGGUUAGCCAUAUGUCAUGAAGAAAUCAUGCUUCUCUGUACCACCUGUAUGCGAUGUGAUACAUUUUCUUUCUAUACUGGCAGAUGAUGAGAAAUGAAAGAUAAAAUGCUAGAAGUUGAAGCACAGCUUCUGUGUUGCCCAUCUGAGUAUACAACUCUGUAAGUGACCACAGUUGGAUUGAACCAGGAAUAUAAACCCCCUCCCCCCUCCUGUCCUCCAACAGGCAGCAGCUGGCGAGGUCUCCUCUGUAUCUGUUCUAGUGGUUUUCUCUUUCAAUGUUUUUACGCUACACACUACAAUAAAGUGUCGUCCCCCCCCUGUUGAUAUACCCCUCCCCACCUGACAAUAAUGUAUCAAAUCUUUAAAUAUUAUCAUGUUAAGAGUAUACUUUAUGCAAAUAUAUAUGAGUAUGAUGAGUGUAUUGUAUGUAUCAGCAGUGAAAUAUUUUUAAAAUAAAAUUAUUGGUUUCUGUCAA
Labrus mixtus (cuckoo wrasse) is the source of this 6312-nucleotide messenger RNA. RefSeq names its product basic helix-loop-helix ARNT like 1a (gene bmal1a). The transcript has 20 exons. Bases 338 to 2254 code for a protein of 638 amino acids. The record is from RefSeq and is a predicted model, not a curated record. Gene Ontology annotation, biological process: circadian rhythm; regulation of transcription by RNA polymerase II. Gene Ontology annotation, molecular function: DNA-binding transcription factor activity, RNA polymerase II-specific; protein dimerization activity; RNA polymerase II cis-regulatory region sequence-specific DNA binding. NCBI's taxonomy places the organism in Eukaryota, Metazoa, Chordata, Actinopteri, Labriformes, Labridae. Gene Ontology annotation, cellular component: transcription regulator complex; cytoplasm; nucleus.